This is a messenger RNA of Phyllotreta striolata, 508 nucleotides long. Lineage: Eukaryota; Metazoa; Arthropoda; Insecta; Coleoptera; Chrysomelidae. The record is from the annotation of a GenBank genome assembly.
UCACCGUGGUAUGUGCUAGGUAGAGUACGGGUACUAGUUUAAAAAUGAAACACAUUUUGGUAAUGAUGGUUUUACUUGCGGCUAGUGUAUCACUAACAAACAGCACAUUAGGAAGGCUAAGAAACCACAUCGAGCCGAUAUUCAAUCACUUCAAAAAGAAGUUUUCCCAUCACGAAAAAUUCUUGCAUCCUUUCUUUGAGAAGUUCCACGUCCACAAGCAUGGACCUUUCCGCGAAAAAGAUGUGCAUUACAGUUUUGGACAUUUCGAUCAUUCUAUUGGCCCCUAUUUCCACGGCGGUGGAUUCGAUUAUGGCCAUGGAUUCGGCUACGGUCUUGGAUUUGAUCACGGGCUUUAUGAUCAUGGACUUUAUGAUCACGGAUUACACGGAUUCGAGCCUUACACUUAUGGACAUGAGCACCACCACAUCUUCAAGUAGCAUGUCAUUUUUAUUUUAAUUACCUACUUUUUUACCUAUUAAUGAUGAUCAUAAAUAGAGCUUGGAAAAUA